AUGUUGUCAUGCUCGCCUCUACAAGGUUCAAGUUACGGUGCUUAUAAUUCGGUUACCGUCAUGAUUAUUGUUGUAGUACCUUUGGUUGUUUUCAUAAUAAUUGCCGUCUACACAGCCUGUCUUCGUGGGCAUGAAUAUGGAAACUUAUUUUAUUAUUUAAUUGACACACUUUUUCAUUUUGAACCAAUAGAAGAUGAAAAGAGUAAAGAGGGACAAGAUAAUGAGAAUAAGUCUUCUGCAGUAGCCAUACCACGACACAGAAAAUCUCUUAAAUUCUACGAACAUAUAAUUAAUUCGAAUCGUCGUCGUACUGUAAUGUUACUCUUUAUAUCUGUCUUCACGAUUACAUCGUCCUUAGCCGUAUUUUUCGAAGGAGUUUUUCUGGCUAAUGAAUUUCUCAAACCAAAUUCAAACUGCCCUUAUGAUUAUGAUACACUAGACUGUUAUGGAUAUCAAAAAAGACUCGAUCCUUAUCCUAACUGCUAUUUUCAAUGUACACCCGGUCAGCAAACCCCUGACAGCUCUGCUUUCUUUGGUGAAGCAACGUGUUACCGCUGGGUUAUACAAGAUAUUACAGUAUUUGAUGUUUUUGGACAGAUUGAUCGUUGUUAUAAAGAUUAUAGUUAUGGUAUACGAUUAAUUAAUCGUAUGGGAACAAUAAAUGGACAAUGGUACGAUAUAUAUGAUGUCUUACAACAUAAAACAUUGGCAUCAUUGAUCAGUGAUGAUAGCUCCUUUAAUGCUAUAUAA
Messenger RNA from Adineta steineri, 750 nucleotides. The record is from the annotation of a GenBank genome assembly. Lineage: Eukaryota; Metazoa; Rotifera; Eurotatoria; Adinetida; Adinetidae.